Messenger RNA from Rhinocladiella mackenziei CBS 650.93, 1389 nucleotides. RefSeq lists its product as uncharacterized. Lineage: Eukaryota; Fungi; Ascomycota; Eurotiomycetes; Chaetothyriales; Herpotrichiellaceae. Gene Ontology annotation, molecular function: mannan endo-1,6-alpha-mannosidase activity. The transcript is spliced from 2 exons. The record is from RefSeq and is a predicted model, not a curated record. Gene Ontology annotation, biological process: fungal-type cell wall biogenesis; carbohydrate catabolic process. Bases 1 to 1389 code for a protein of 462 amino acids.
AUGAGAAUAUCGUUCCUCCUAUGGACGCCGCUCACGGCAGCCAUCAACCUCGACCUCAACACCGCGAGUUCAAUAAGUUCCGUCACCUCAACUAUUGCCUACGACAUGAUGACUGUCUACACAGGAAAUCAAACAGGCCAAGUUCCGGGCUUGCUUCCAGGUUCCCUGAGUUGUGAUCCGAAUGUCCUUGGAACAUAUUGUUGGUGGGAAGCAGGUGCCAUGUGGGGAGCAUUAAUCAACUACUGGCAGUACACCAAUGACACGACGUACAAUGCAGUCGUUUCCGAGGCCCUCCAAUUCCAAAGAGGGCCGGACAAUAACUACAAUCCUUCUAAUCAAUCGAAAAGCAUGGGUGUCGAUGACCAAGUCUUUUGGGCUUUCUCCGCGUUGGAUGCAGUAGAAUCCAACUUUCCCGAGGCCGGGGGUGAUAAUCCUUCUUGGCUUUCACUGGCGCAGGCUGUGUUCAAUUUCCAAACAGGUCUCUGGGACACCGCAACUUGCGGGGGCGGAUUUAGGUGGCAAGUGUUCUCGUUCAAUGCUGGUUUCAAUCUGAAGAAUUCGAUUUCCAAUGGCGGAAACUUCCAGUUGUCGGCCAGAUUAGCCUACAUUACGGGAAAUCAAAGUUAUGCGGACUGGGCGACCCAGGUGUGGGAUUGGAUGGAGCAAAGCCCUCUCUUGCAGAUGGACAAUUCUAGUGGCAUCUUCUACAUCUGGGAUAACACCGAUACCGACAACAACUGCUCCAACGUUGCCAACUACGUGUGGACUUACAACUACGGAACUAUGCUCUCAGGCGCGGCAUACAUGUACAAUUUCACCAACGGAAGCGCUCUCUGGCUGGAUCGUGUCGAGACAAUCCUCAGCAGUGCCUACUCAUUAUUCUUCCCCCAGAAAUAUGGAGGCAACGUCAUGUACGAGCUGGAAUGUGAGGAGGCUAAAACCUGCGAUGAAGAUCAAAAGAGUUUCAAAGCAUAUCUUGCAAGAUGGAUGGCAAUUACGAGUUUACUCGUCCCCAAGACCGCGGAUGGAAUCAAACCGAAACUGGAGGCCAGUGCCAACGGCGCCGCAGGUCAGUGUGAUGGAGGGAGCAAUGGACGACAAUGUGGUAUGCAAUGGUGGACCACUACUUGGGAUGGAACGAAUGGUGUUGGUCAACAGAUGGGCGCUUUAUCAGUCAUCGGGGCGAAUCUGAUCGACGAAAGCAUGAGGCCUCUUACUCUAAGAACAGGAGCUAAAUCACAGAGUGAUCCCAAUGCUGGGUCCACAGCUCCUAGUCUUCCACGUGUCAACGAAGAACCCAUCACUACAAAAGACAAAGCGGGAGCUGCUAUUUUGACUGUCUUGAUGGCCGUAUCGAUUAUCGGGGGAGCCAUAUGGCUAAUGCGAUGA